Molecule: messenger RNA, 1851 nt
Organism: Meira miltonrushii
Lineage: Eukaryota; Fungi; Basidiomycota; Exobasidiomycetes; Exobasidiales; Brachybasidiaceae
Product: cysteine proteinase
Exons: 3
Coding region: 1-1851 (616 amino acids)
Biological process (GO): spliceosomal complex assembly; mRNA processing; protein deubiquitination
Molecular function (GO): cysteine-type deubiquitinase activity; zinc ion binding
Source: RefSeq, a predicted model, not a curated record
AUGCCACCUAGACGAACAAAGCGUUCAGCUGCAACAGUGGAAGCAGAAGAGGAGACAAAUGAGUCACAUCUCAAUGGUCAAGCAUCCACUUCACAACCGGCAAAGAGAGCAAGAAUAUCAGAAGUAGAUGGAAAUGCAACAGAGGAAGCACAGCCACCAGCUCCGACAGAACUAGAAAGUGAAGAUACGACCCUACCCCCAGCUCCUCCGGCAUCACCUCCUCCACCGCCAUUGGAUGAUGGAACGGAUAUCUUACCUCCACCCCCACCGCCAGAUGAAGGAGAUACUGAAAGAUUGAAUGGAAAUGUGACAGCUGAGCAAGAGCAAGAUGAGGAGGCGAUUGGAGGAGCAGACUACUGGGCAAAGCUUGCAAAUGAAGAGGCAAGCGCAGCUCAGUCUUCAGGAGGUGAUUUGUAUCUCGACACGAUCAAUCGUUCGUUGCUGGAUUUCGAUUUUGAGAAGUUGUGCAGCAUUUCACUUUCAAACAUCAAUGUGUAUGCUUGUCUGGUUUGCGGGAAGUACUUUCAGGGAAGAGGGCCAAAUUCGUACGCAUACCUGCAUUCAAUCAACGAAUCGCAUCGUGUUUUCAUCAAUCUAGAAUCGGCCGAAGUGUAUGUCCUGCCUGAUAACUACAAAGUCAAGGACGCUUCACUGGCCGAUAUUCGAUACCUGCUUCAUCCAACAUAUAGCGAGAAACACAUCAAAACCAUCGAUGCACCAGAUGCACGCGAAGCACUCGAUUUGAGGGCAAAUUCAUAUUUGCCAGGCUUUGUUGGGUUGAACAAUUUGGGUGCUAAUGACUACAUGAACGUCAUCAUUCAAGCACUUGCACAUGUGAAACCUUUGCGAAAUUUCUUCUUACGUGACAGCCUUGCCAAAUCAACUGAGCUGGUCCGCAGGUUUGCGUCUUUGAUGCGGAAGAUUUGGAACCCACGUAAUUUCAAGGCACAGGUAUCACCACAUGAGUUUCUACAAGAAGUUGCAAAUGCCAGUAAAGGACGUUUCUCUAUCACAAAACAAGGUGACCCGAUUGAGUUUCUUGGAUGGCUUUUGAACAAAUUGCACACCGAUCUUGGCGGUGGAGGAAAGAAGAAUAAAAGAAGCAUAAUCAGCGACUGCUUCAUGGGUCACGUCCGGGUAGAAUCGCAAAAGGUGUUUGUCAGAAGUGGGAUUGAGCUAGAAGAUGGAGAAGAUGUGAAGAUGACCACAGAACAACUUGAUAAGUUAGACAGUGAUGGACGGAAAGAGGGCGGACAGGAGGAUGCAUAUGGUAAUGCAAAGUUCAACAUCGAUCGCGAAGUCAAGGUUGAUCGGUCGCCUUUCUUUUUGCUUGCGAUUGAUCUGCCACCCAUUCCUGUGUUCCAAGAUGUGAUUGAGAAGAACAUUAUCCCGCAAGUACCUAUUGCGACUGUUCUGUCAAAGUACGAUGGCGUUUCCUUCCAAGAAGCUCGUGGAAUGAUUAGACGGUACAAGACGCUUCGACUUCCUCCUUUUCUGAUAUUGCACUUCAAAAGGUUCACAAAGAACAACUUCAUCGAAGAGCGUAAUCGAACGAUUGUUGAAUAUCCCGUCAAAGGUUUGGAUCUUUCACCGUACAUUGAAGAUCCAUCAUUAGCUUCCAUCUCAACAACGUACGAUCUGGUUGCAAAUGUCACCUUGGAAGCUACUGCAGGUACCGUAAGGGAAAAUGCGAUUUGGCGAUCACAGGAUGCCAAUGCCGACGUAGAUGAUGACGAUUUGACGGAAGAGGAAAAGUGGUUCUCAAUACAGGAUUUGUUGGUCGAAUCGAUUGACAAGCAAUUACUCUUCUUGGGAGAGUCUUACAUCCAGAUCUGGGCACGUCGUGGAUAG